Drosophila erecta is the source of this 1525-nucleotide messenger RNA. RefSeq names its product alanyl-tRNA editing protein Aarsd1-A. The transcript is spliced from 3 exons. NCBI's taxonomy places the organism in Eukaryota, Metazoa, Arthropoda, Insecta, Diptera, Drosophilidae. Gene Ontology annotation, biological process: regulation of translational fidelity; tRNA aminoacylation. The record is from RefSeq and is a predicted model, not a curated record. The coding region runs from base 126 to 1436 and encodes 436 amino acids. Gene Ontology annotation, molecular function: Ser-tRNA(Ala) deacylase activity; aminoacyl-tRNA ligase activity; ATP binding.
UUUGCUCAUCUCUAGAAUGAACUGGCACAGAACCAGCCGCCUAAUGAACACUUAUCGGUAUACCUCUCAUAAAUUGUUUAUUGUUUUGAUAAGCGGACGGGGAAUCGCGUGGAUUCGUAGGAAAGAUGGUGUUCAAGUGCCAGGAGGACAGUUUCCUGAAGCAGUUCAAGACGAAAAUCGUAAGCAGCGAGUUCGCCACCAUUGAUUGGACUGACACCAGUGGAAAGGUUGAGAAACUGAAGGGUUUCAAUGUGAUCUGCGAGGAUACAAUACUGUUCCCCGAGGGCGGAGGUCAGCCCUGCGAUUACGGAACCUUAGGCGGAUUCCCCGUAAAAAAUGUCCAGAGAAAGGGCUCUACGGCUGUUCAUUUUGUGGAGUCGCCAACUAGUUUCGAGCAGGAUGCCGAAGUCCUUCUAACCCUAGACUACCAGAGAAGACUGGAUCACAUGCAACAGCACUCAGGACAGCACCUAAUCACCGCCUUGUUCGACAGGGAGUUCAAGUACGACACCACCUCGUGGUCCCUGGGUUCCAGUGUCUCCUACAUUCAAUUAAGUACGCCUCAUUUGAUAAGCCGCGAAUCACUGGACCUCAUCGAACGGCAAGCCAACGAUCUGAUUCGCGAGGGCCGCGAGGUUACGGUGCUUCUUGUGGAUCCCGAGGUGGCGCAGGAGUUCCAGGACGCCAGGGCUCCCAGGGGACUGCCCAAGGAUCACGAGGGUCUGGCCAGGGUGGUGCGAAUCGAGGGCAUUGAGAGCAACAUGUGCUGCGGCACCCACGUCACGAAUCUCUCCCAGCUGCAGUGCAUCAAGUUGCUCUACGCCGAGAAGGUCAAGACGAAUGUUCUGGUGCACUUUGUCGUGGGCGAGAGGGUGCUCGUCAAGCUUGGCGAGGUCUUUCAGCGCGAGCAGCAGCUCACGCAGGCUUUAAAAGGUGGUCCCGGUCAGCACUUGGAGCUCGUGCAGAAGCUACAGCAAAAUGUGAAGGGCAGCCGCAAGUACUUCCAGCAGCUGCUGAAGGACUACGCCACCGCCGAAGCCGAGCGUCUGGAGGAGCUGCCCAAAAAGGAUCGUCCGAAGUAUUUCUCUCUCCAUCGACGCGACGGCAUCGAGGUGGACUUUAUUAACACAUUCUUGCGGCUGGCUCCGGAGGGAAUCUUCUACUUUCUGACCGUUUCCGAGGGCGUUUCUGCUGGCAGCGGUGCCAAGGGGCAUCUGGUUCUGCGCGGGGAUCCAGAAAUAGUCGAGAAACUCGGUCCCCAGUUCGUGGACAUCCUCGAGGGCAAGGGAAACGGCAAGGAGGGCAGUUUCCAGGGAAAGAUCAACAACUUGGCUAGACUGGAGGACUGCCAAGAGCUGCUGGAGGCGCAGUUCAAACCAAAGAGGGUCGUCGAAGCCCCUCCUGCAAACGGAGCUCAGCUGGAGGCAGAGGAAUAACGUAAUUGGUUGAAGUGGGAGUGGUUGAAUAUACAAUAUUUGUAUGCCACUAAGGUUCGAGAAUAAAUAUUGCCUUAUUUUAAAGCGAA